Akanthomyces muscarius is the source of this 1332-nucleotide messenger RNA. RefSeq lists its product as uncharacterized. The transcript is spliced from 2 exons. Gene Ontology annotation, cellular component: mitochondrion. The record is from RefSeq and is a predicted model, not a curated record. Lineage: Eukaryota; Fungi; Ascomycota; Sordariomycetes; Hypocreales; Cordycipitaceae. Bases 1 to 1332 code for a protein of 443 amino acids. Gene Ontology annotation, molecular function: acyl-CoA dehydrogenase activity; flavin adenine dinucleotide binding.
AUGUCUUCCUUUACACGAGCCAUCCGGCCAGCCCUCCAGGGCGGUCGCCGCGUCCUCCUCGCCCAGCGCCUUCCCGCGACCCAGGCCCUCGCCCGUCCUGUCGCCGCCGCAGCACUCCGCUCCCUCUCCACUACGGCUCCCCGCCUCAGCAGCGUCGACAUCUCCGAGAUCCCCCCCACGCCCAUCACGCACCUCUCCGAGGUCGAGACGGCCAUGGCCGACACCGUCUCCAAGUUUGCCACCGAGGUGGUCCUCCCCAAGGCGCGCGACAUGGACGAGGCCGAGGCCAUGGACCCCACCGUCGUCGAGCAGCUGUUUGAGCAGGGCCUCAUGGGCAUCGAGAUCCCCGAGGAGUACGGCGGCGCGGGCAUGAACUUUACCGCCGCCAUCAUCGCCAUCGAGGAGCUCGCGCGCGCCGACCCCUCCGUGUCCGUCAUGGUCGACGUCCACAACACGCUCUGCAACACGGCGCUCAUGAAGUGGGGGUCCGAGGCGCUCAAGAAAAAGUACCUCCCCAAGCUGGCCACCAACACGGUCGCCUCCUUCUGCCUCUCGGAGCCCGUUUCCGGCUCCGACGCCUUUGCCAUGGCCACGCGCGCGACCGCGACCGCCGACGGCUACAAGAUCAACGGCUCCAAGAUGUGGAUCACAAACUCGAUGGAGGCCGGCUUCUUCAUCGUCUUUGCCAACCUCGACCCCAGCAAGGGCUACAAGGGCAUCACCGCCUUCAUCGUCGACAAGGACACGCCCGGCUUCAGCAUCGCCAAGAAGGAGAAGAAGCUCGGCAUCCGCGCCAGCUCCACCUGCGUCCUCAACUUUGACGACGUCGUCGUCCCCAAGGAGAACCUGCUCGGCAAGGAGGGCGACGGCUACAAGUACGCCAUUGGCAUCCUCAACGAGGGCCGCAUCGGCAUCGCCGCGCAGAUGACGGGCCUCGCCCUCGGCGCCUUUGAAAACGCCGUCAAGUACGUCUGGAACGACCGCAAGCAGUUUGGCGCCCUCGUCGGCGAGUUCCAGGGCAUGCAGCACCAGAUUGCGCAGAGCUACACCGAGAUCGCCGCCGCGCGCGCCCUCGUCUACAACGCCGCCCGCAAGAAGGAGGCCGGCGAGGACUUUGUCCGCGACGCCGCCAUGGCCAAGCUCUACGCCUCGCAGGUCGCGGGCCGCGUGUCCGGGCUCGCCGUCGAGUGGAUGGGCGGCAUGGGCUUCGUGCGCGAGGGCCUCGCCGAGAAGUUUUGGCGCGACUCCAAGAUUGGCGCCAUCUACGAGGGCACGAGCAACAUUCAGCUCAACACCAUUGCCAAGCUCCUCCAAAAGGAAUACACUGCGUAA